Molecule: messenger RNA, 2832 nt
Organism: Anopheles funestus (African malaria mosquito)
Lineage: Eukaryota; Metazoa; Arthropoda; Insecta; Diptera; Culicidae
Product: arginine/serine-rich coiled-coil protein 2
Exons: 6
Coding region: 869-2686 (605 amino acids)
Source: RefSeq, a predicted model, not a curated record
CGUAGAGCAAAAGCUGCGCAUGUAUAGAAUAUGUAGAAGAAGCCUGAAAAGGUUCUCUAGGAAUUUUCUGUCAAGUUGUUUAUUUGUUUCGGGUGCAUUUGUGCCAACAGAAAAAACUAUUUUCAACUACUUUCACUGUCCGGCAACCUGUAAGAAAUCGUGUGAGAUUGUUUUUGGCCGGUUCCGAGGUCCGAGAAUAUUCUACUUGCUCCGUUUCCGUCCGCUAGACGUGGGAAAACACCAUGGACUUUCUACGUAACUACGAAGCGGACCAGGAAGAAUCGGAGGACAUGGAUUCGAAUCGGUUGCCCCUUCCCAUAGGAACAGACCGCGUCACCGACCGGUUCAUCAAGCUCCUCCACGUCGACCGAAUCACCCAAAAGACGAAGUGAUCCUGGCAAACCAUCAGCAGCACGCCGUAAUGAUGAGAAAUGUGAGGAUAAGGAUGUUAAGCACGAGCAUAAACCACGCAAGGAGCUGAAUGAGAACACCACAAUCAUUUAGCCCUUAAAAAAUGCAUAAGCCACAAAAUCCCUCAAACACACACAAACUCAAAAGAACCUUGCAAGAGCAACGUCCGGUGCGACCAACCAUACCGUCAGGCCAACUUCCCCACCACAAGCGGUCUUCCUCCGGCCGAAAAUUCCUUCUAUCAAAGGAAACAUAAGCUUUCCUGGAAGGUGCUUUUCGGUACCACUGGAAACACGGUCAUCUGGUAGUCAUCCGUAUCAGUGCCUGCCACGUCCUAGCAGUAGAGAGAUCCCAUUCAAGUGUUGUCGAUUGCUGAAGACAUAGGGACCGAUUUCUGGAACACUGAUAGUAGCAAAACAUUCAGCACCAAAUCGUUCCUCAAUCCGCUGUGAGUAAGAUGCAUUGCUGUAAUUCGUCCUCAUCCGACGAUCAGCACGGUUCACGAUCCUCUUCGCGUUCGCGCUCAACGGACGGUUCCGGUUCGAAGUCUCGUUCUCGCAGUCCUUCGCCAGCAACAGUGCGAACUAAACGGAUUAAAAAUGGCACAAAUGAGCCGGCGAAACAGGCACCGAAAACAUCCUCGGCAAACAAAGAUAGCAAAGACAGACAAUCGAAAUCUCCGCUAGGUCAUCAAUGUCGUACACCUUCUGCUUCAAUCGCUGGCACCAGUAGCAAUAGGAAGAGUCCAGUAAAAGCGGACCAAAAGGAGAAGAAAAAAUCAUCCCCACCGAAGCAUGAUGUUGGCAAACGAGAUCGUAGCUCGUCCCGCGAUCGUGAUCGUAAAAAUCGGGAAAAGGAACGUGAUCGCACGCGGGAACGCGAACGUGGCCAGCGCAAUCGGGACCGUGAACGCGAUCGAGAGCGCGAACGUGAUCGAGAACGAGAACGCGAAAAGAAUCGCCAAAAGGACCGUGAUCGUAAUCGCGAUCGUGAACGGGACAGAGAACGGGAGCGAGAUCGAGAUCGAGACCGUAAUCGCUACGAUCGUGGCGAUCGUGGUACAGCUCGAGAUUCACGUGGCGAUUAUCGAGAUCAACGUCGGGGAGGAAACUGGAGCAAAUCCAAUGACCGGGACAAUAAUCGACGGGACACUCGUGGCUACGAUCGAAAGGAUGAUCGUAAGGAUAAACGAAGCGGUCGGGAUUACGACAAGAAGGACCAUCGUAAAAAUCGUCGCUCAAAUUCACGCGAAUCACGAAACCGCAGACGUCAGUCGUCUAGCGAAAGGAGACGCUCGUCGAAGACGCGUGACUCACGGUCUCGGUCACGAUCCCGAUCGCGAUCGCGCAGUAAGUCUUCACCGUCGCGUGCCACUCUACAACAGAUACCAUCACAUCCUUCCCAUGCUGGCGGUUUGCUUCCGACACCAACCCGAUUUACGCAAUGCUCCAGCUCUCCCACAAAACCUCCAUCACUGUUACCGACGCCGCCCGCCUCACAGUCUCUGCUAGGUGCAGUUCCACUCGCUUCGACUGCAGGCAUACCGUCGCUGAUGAGCAUCCCAACAAAACCUCCGAUUGGUUCGCUGAUUCCUCCAGCUGUGGCCGCCAAACUGAACCUCUCGAACGAUGCGAAGCCCGGACAGGUGGGCUUAUCGAUGGCAACGCCCGCUCAAGAUCCCGCCGUGCAGGCUACCCUGCUACUGUCCCGUAGCGCUUUGCUGCGUAACAAUGCUAAAGCGGCCCAGCUGGAGAAGAUGGGCAUCGAUGUGUUGCAGCAGAACCAGAAAGCAGUGGACAGUGUGCCGCUCCCAUCGUACUAUAAUCCGGGUGUCGUUAAUCCGGUCCGGUACGCCGAUCAGGUACAGAAGCGCAAAUUGCUCUGGAGCCACAAAACAACCGAAAGUAAGGAAGUGUCCUCCAACAUUAGUAAAUGGGAGCAGGCCAAAUUUGCGCAGGACACGGACGGACGGGUAGCGUCUAAAUUCCUGCGGCUCAUGGGCGUAAAGGAUUCGGUACCAAAGGCGGGCGAAGAAAUGGGAUCUCCUGUACCUACGGGUGCCGCCUCCUCAUCAUCGCUCUCGGCACGGUUAAGCACUAGUACAGGACCGGCCGCAACUGGUGCUUCGAACGGUGGCAAAACGACGGGAGAUAGUAUUAAGAAACAGGAAGAGCUCUUCUCUACGAUGGAGCAACAGUACGAAGUAGCACGGCAGGUGACACAUACUAUGCGUGGUGUGGGGCUGGGAUUUAGCUCCCAGGCUCGUCAGUUCUAAUUGCAGAGGCCAUUUACAACGUUUCCGGUCGGUGUGUUUACGGUAGCCAUUGGCUGUAUAGUGUAGCCGAAACAGUUUCUCAUGGGACGUGCACCGCUAAAGCAUCAUAAUUUAAUAUACGAAUGUUUAACUGUGAAGCCUCUUAA